AAGUGGGUAUUGAAAUUGGUGGUUUUACGGUGCGUCUGAGUCGAUAAUGGCUCUUUCAUCACCUUCAUUCUUUUCUGGUUUGGCAACUCCUUCCAAUAGAAACAGACACAUUCACAAGUUUCGGUGUUCGACCUCUGUGGUAACUACAAAUUGUUGUAAGCAAGGCGAAUUUCAGAAUGUGGUCACGGAUUAUGUCUCUUCAAAUCAGUUUCCUGUUUCCCGUACUGAUAGACAGUCUGCAAUUCUUCACAUUCAGGAGUCAUCUGACUUGGCUUCUGCUCUUGCAAGGCAUGGUGAUACACUUAAAGUACAAGAUAUGAAUGUGAUUUUGCGCUAUUUCGGGAAGCUAAAUAGAAGACGGGAGCUUUAUCAGGUGUUUGAAUGGAUGCAGCAGAAUCAGAAGAUCAAUGUUGCAUCAUACAGCAGUUAUGUAAAGUUCAUGGGGAAGAGCCUCAGUUGUGUUGAUGCUGUAGAAAUGUACAGAGACAUCAAAGACAGGUCGAUGAAGUAUAAUGUCUCAGUCUGUAAUGCAUUUCUUAGUUCCCUGAUAAAAAACGGAAAAUCGGAGAGCAGUCUCAAACUGUUUACUCAAAUGAAGCGAGAUGGUUUAGUACCAGAUGUAUUCACAUAUAGCACGCUUCUUGCAGGCUGUGCCAAAGUAAACGGUGGAUACUAUAAGGCACUAGAGCUGGUUCAGGAGCUGAUGUCUAAUGGACUGGAAAUGGAUAGUGUGACUUAUGGGUCACUCCUUUCUGUCUGUGCUUCACAUAAAGAGUGCAAUGAAGCUGCAAAGUACUUUCAGAAGAUGAAAGAUGAAGGUCAUUCUCCUAAUGUCUACCACUAUAGCUCUUUGCUUAAUGCUUACUCUGCUGACAGAAAUUACGAGAAGGCUGAGGUAUUGAUUGAAGAGAUGAGAUCUGCAGGAUUAGUAUUAAAUAAGGUAAUCUAUACAACUUUGUUGAAGGUAUACGUGAAAGGAGGUUUGUUUGAGAAGUCAAAGGAACUGCUAAAGGAGUUAGAAGCUCUUGGCUAUGCUAAGGAUGAGCUGCCAUUUUGUCUUCUAAUGGAUGGCCUGGCAAAGUCUGGACAUCUUCUUGAAGCAAAAUCAGUAUUUGAUGAGAUGAUGGAAAAACAGGUGAAAACUGCAGAUGGCUACUCCUAUAGCAUUAUGAUUUCUGCAUUCUGUCGCAGUGGGCUUCUCGAAGAUGCAAAGAAAUUGGCUUCUGAAUUUGAAGAAAAAUAUGACAAAUAUGAUAUAGUUAUUUUGAAUGCGAUGCUCUCUGCCUAUUGCAGAGCAGGAAAAAUAGAGAAUGUAAUGAGCAUGAUGAAGAAGAUGGAUGACUCUGCAAUUAGUCCUGAUUGGAAUACUUUUAACAUUCUGAUAAGAUAUUUCUGCAAGGAGAAGCUAUAUUUGCUUGCCUAUCGUACCAUGGAGGACAUGCAUAGUAAAGGUCACCAACCAGAGGAGGGACUUUGUUCCUCUUUAAUUUAUCAUCUUGGUAAGACAGGUGCACAUUCAGAAGCAUUUUCUGUAUACAACAUGUUGAGAUAUAGCAAAAGAACCAUAUCCAACGCCCUUCAUGAGAAUAUUUUGCACAUUUUGAUUGCUGGGCGGCUCCUCAAAGAUGCUUAUGUGGUAGUCAAGGACAAUGCAGGAUUCAUCUCUCCGCCGGCUAUCAAAAAAUUUUCUGUCAACUUCAUGAGAUCUGGCAACGUAAACUUAAUCAAUGAUGUGAUGAACGCCAUGCAGAGCUCUGGCCACAAGAUUGAUCAGGAAUUAUUUGAUUUGGCUAUAGCACGCUACAUUGCAAAACCAGAAAAGAAGGAAUUACUUCUCUGGUUACUGAAGUGGAUGCCUGGUAAAGGUUAUGCUAUUGAUUCAUCAACUAGAAAUUUGAUUCUGAAGAACUCUCACUUGUUUGGCCAUCAACUUAUUGCUGAGUCAUUGUCCAAGCACCUUGUGAUGUCAAAAAAGGCGAAACUUAAGAAGGAAAAUGCAAGAUAACUGAAGCUAUAUGGUGAAGUUGGACAUUAGUUUGCUGUAUAGAGAAGUUUGAUAUGUUGCAGGUCUUAAGCUGAUAAUUUUGUUGCUGAGGCAGCUCUAUUUUCGGAAGCAAUUUCCACCACUCUCAAGCUUAAUGUUAACUGCAGCAAUGCAUUUAACAACUUGAAACAGAUUUCUGAGGGUGUCACAUGAAGCAUGCCAAUAACCAGCAACUCCAUUCAUGUUAUAGGAUAAACGUUCAAUUUUCUUAUCGUAUUUAAUUGAGCUUCGACAUUCUCAGUGCCUUGUGUAGAGCCAUUCCUGAUUGUCACAGACAAGUUUGGAAAUAUCAGUUGCAUUAUUGCAUACCUUAUACGUCUUCAAAGGCACAAACUUUCAGCAAAAGGUAUUUCCUUGCAAUGUAUUUGUUCCUAGAUCUCGAGUAUAAGUGUUAAUCCUUUUUCAAA
Molecule: messenger RNA, 2451 nt
Organism: Solanum verrucosum
Lineage: Eukaryota; Viridiplantae; Streptophyta; Magnoliopsida; Solanales; Solanaceae
Product: pentatricopeptide repeat-containing protein At1g10910, chloroplastic
Exons: 10
Coding region: 47-2005 (652 amino acids)
Molecular function (GO): protein binding
Source: RefSeq, a predicted model, not a curated record